CUUUUUUAUUUUCCGAUCGGCGUCGUCAUCGCGAUUCUCGGUCUUACCAUUGGAAUACUCGAAGUUCCGAUCGCAGCUUCUCUUGCUUCUGCUUUCAAUUUGCAUUUUCCCUCAGGGUUCAUAUAAUACAGAAGUGUCAUAAAAGUGAUUUAUUUGAACUGACAAUUAAAGGAGGAAUAAAGAAGGAACCAUGAUUAGUGGUGGAUGGUGCGAUUGUACGGCGAGAGUCUGUCAUAAGUUACGUGGUUGUUUCCUUUUGUGGUAGUUACUAAGACAAGGUGAAAAAGAAGAAGGAAUAAGGGUAGAAUGUAUGUGCAGGCACAUAUGUCAGGACAGUUACCAGGACAGGUGCCUAAUCAGCGGGGUUUGCCGCAGCAAAAUGGGAACUCUUUCCAACCUGCCCAGAUGCAGAAUUUAGGCGUUGCAGGAGGUGUGGGUGCUGGUGGUGUUGUUGGCACUGGAGGUCCUCCGCAUAAUACGUUGAAUAUGGACCCUGAACUUAUCAGAACACGUGAAUUUAUGCGAGGAAAGAUCAUUGAGGUUUUGAAAUUGCGCAACCAGCACCCUAUCACUGAGGCAUCAAUGAUCAAGUUUCGGGAUUUUGCAAAACGGUUGGAAGAAGGUCUAUUUAGGAUUGCUCAUACAAAGGAGGACUAUAUAAACUUAAGUACUUUGGAACACCGUUUACAGACUCUGAUAAAGGGGAGCAGAAAUGUGCACAACCAACGACAUCCGCAGCUAGUUAAUUCGGCAUCAGCACCAGUUGGUACAAUGAUACCGACCCCUGGUAUGUCACUCAGUGGCAAUGCUAGCGUGAUAGUUACAUCUUCUAUUGAUACUUCUAUGAAUGCCGCCAAUGCAAGCUUAGCACCUACAACUGUCAAUACAGGAAACCUGUUGCCAACCGGUGGCAUUAAUAGUGGUUUCUUCAGUAGAUCUGAAGGAAAUAUAUCUAAUGGAUAUCUACAGUCACCUGCAAAUUUUCCUAUUGCUUCAGGUGGAAUGUCAUCAAUUGGUGUGCCAAGAAUGACAAGCCAAAUGAUUCCCACUCCUGGAUUUAAUGGUAAUAACAAUAACAGUAGCAUUGAUAAUCAGUCUUACAUGAAUAAUCAGUCUUCCAAUAUUGUUGGUGGGCUUUCAACUGUUGAGUCAACGAUGGUAACACAGCCACAGCAGCAAAAGCAGCAUAUUGGUGGUCAAAACAAUCGUAUUUUGCACACCCUUGGCAGCCAAAUGGGUAGUGGCGUCAGGUCUGGUUUGCAGCAGAAAACUUUUGGGUUUCCUAAUGGGUCCCUAAAUGGUGCAUUGGGGAUGAUGGGCAACAAUAUGCAAAUUGUUAAUGAUCCAGGGACUUCUGGGGGAUAUCAGACUGUCUCAUCGUUUGCUAAUUCGUCAAAACCUUUGCAACAACACUUCGACCAACAUCAGUCUGACCAACAUCAGCGGCCCCUGAUGCAAGGUGAUGGAUAUGGAAUGAACAAUGCUGAUUCUUUUGGGUCUGGAAAUUUGUAUAGUGCUGUAACAUCUGUUGGAUCAGUGACAAACUCACAGAUUUUGAAUCCAGUUAAUUUUCAAGCCAUUUCCAGAACAAAUUCUUCUUUGAUAAGUAAUCCAUCACAUUUACAUGGUGUACAAUCAGCUGCCCAUAUGAAGCCCCAGUCUAUGGAUCAGUUUGAAAAGAAGAAUUUCCAACCUCCAGGUUCUUCAAGAGACAAUUUCCUUCAGGCUAAUCAACAGCAACAAUUUCAGCAUCAGCCCCAUCUCCAGCAACGGCAAUGCCACCUGAAGCAGCAUAAUCAGCAGCAUCAGAAUUUGCUGAGCAAUAGUGGUUAUAGUCAAUCUCAGCUGGCAUCUGAUAUAGGCUGUCAAGUGAAGUGUGAACCUGGAGUGGAACACCGUCAUGAGGUUCUACAUCAACAAGCUCCUGAACAAUUUCAACUUCCUGAAUUGCAGAAUCAAUUCCAGCAGAACCAUGCUGAAGAGCUCUCUAGUCAGCAGGAUAUGCUUUCAUCACUGCCACAAAAUUCUCAACAAAUACAACAGAUGUUUCAUCAAGAUCAAUUGAUUCCAGAGUUUCAUAAUGGUUAUAAGCUUUCGGCUGAAGCACUGCCAGAAUCAGUUGUGCAGAGCCAGUGGCACCCUCACUCUCAAGAGCGGGCUCAAAUUCUAGGGAACAUGUCACAUGAGCAGCAUGUCCAAGAGGAUUUCCGCCAGAGAAUAUCUGGGCAGGAUGAAGCUCAACGUAGCAAUUUAUCUACAGAUGGGUCUACUAUCAGUCCAAUAGUUGUUCCUAGAAGCUCAUCAGAUCCUCCAAAUUCAAGGGGUGCCAUCUCUAGAUCUGGAAAUGGGAGCCAUGAUCGGCAGUUUAGAAAUCAAGUGAGGUGGCUUUUGUUUCUGCGCCAUGCUCGUAGAUGUAAAGCCCCUGAGGGUAAGUGUGAUGGCUAUUGCUUUACUGUCCGAAAGUUGUUGAGUCAUAUGGAUAUAUGUGAAUCAUCUCAAUGCUCAUAUCCUCGUUGCCAUCACUCCAAGAUAUUGAUUCGUCAUCACAAGACUUGUGCAAAUGCAGCAUGCCCUGUCUGUGUUCCUGUUAAUAAUUAUGUAAAGGCUCAGAAGGCAAGUGCCCGGCUAAACUCUACUUCUGUUUUGCCAUCAUCGGAUGGUGGAUCUACUAAAACAUAUGAUGCUGGAGACAUUUCAGCUAGAGUGACUUCUACUGCUACAUCAAUUGAUACUUCUUUAGACAUACAGCCUUCACUAAAACGCAUGAAGAUAGAGCAGUCUUCGCAGUCUGUUAUAGCCGAAAGUGAAGGUUCUGUGGUAUCAGGUUCUACUGUGGUUGAACAUCACAUAUCUCAGGAUAUACAGUGCCAAGAUUACCAGCAAAGUGGCAUGUCUAUGCCAGUUAAAUAUGAGCCUAUGGAAGUAAAGAUGGAAGUCCCCAUGAGUUCUUCUAAAGGUAGUCCUGCUAUUAUUGAGAUGGAGAUUGUUGUAGAUAACAUUUGCAAACAGAAGACUGAUUGUAAACCUAUUGCUUGUGAUGAAUAUGGUGGUCUAACUAAGCAAGAAAAUGCCAAGAUUGAGAAGGAGCCUGACUCAGUUAAACAAGAAAAUGUGACACAGCCUUCUGAAAGUGCAGCUGGAACUAAGUCUGGGAAACCCAAAAUAAAGGGGGUGUCACUGACCGAACUGUUCACCCCUGAGCAAGUGAGGGAGCAUAUUACAGGUCUCAGACAAUGGGUUGGCCAGAGUAAGGCAAGGGCUGAAAAGAAUCAAGCAAUGGAGCACUCAAUGAGUGAGAACUCCUGUCAGUUAUGUGCAGUUGAGAAGCUUAUUUUUGAACCACCACCUAUUUAUUGCAGCCCUUGUGGUGCUCGCAUUAAGCGAAAUGCGAUGUACUACACAAUGGGAGCGGGUGAUACACGACAUUACUUUUGUAUUCCAUGCCAUAAUGAGGCUCGUGGAGAUAUCAUUGUUGUUGAUGGAACUGCCAUUCCAAAGGCAAGGCUUGAGAAGAAGAAGAAUGAUGAAGAGGCUGAAGAAUGGUGGGUUCAAUGUGACAAGUGUGAGGCUUGGCAGCAUCAAAUUUGUGCUUUAUUUAAUGGUAGAAGGAAUGAAGGUGGGCAAGCUGAAUAUACAUGCCCCAAUUGCUAUAUUACUGAGAUUGAAAGAGGAGAGCGCAAGCCCUUACCACAGAGUGCUGUCCUUGGGGCCAAAGAUUUGCCAAGAACAAUCCUUAGUGACCACAUAGAGCAGCGGUUAUUUAGGAAACUGAAACAGGAAAGACAAGAGAGGGCAAGGGUUCAAGGAAAAAGUUAUGAUGAGGUUCCUGGGGCUGAGGCACUUGUAAUUAGAGUUGUUUCAUCAGUUGACAAAAAGCUGGAAGUGAAGCAGCGGUUUCUUGAAAUUUUUCAAGAAGAGAAUUAUCCACUAGAAUUUCCAUAUAAAUCAAAGGUAAUUUUAUUGUUUCAGAAGAUAGAAGGGGUAGAAGUAUGCUUGUUUGGCAUGUAUGUUCAAGAAUUUGGAGCAGAAUGUGCAUUCCCAAAUCAGCGCCGUGUUUAUCUGUCAUACUUAGAUUCUGUCAAGUAUUUCCGGCCUGAGGUUAAAGCAGUUACUGGAGAGGCUCUCCGUACGUUUGUUUACCAUGAAAUUCUUAUUGGAUACCUUGAAUAUUGCAAGAAGCGUGGUUUUACAAGUUGCUAUAUAUGGGCUUGCCCUCCACUAAAGGGUGAAGAUUAUAUCUUAUAUUGUCAUCCAGAAAUUCAGAAAACACCUAAAUCAGAUAAACUGCGAGAAUGGUAUUUAUCAAUGUUAAGGAAAGCUGCCAAGGAAAGUGUUGUAGUUGAUCUUACUAAUUUAUACGAUCAUUUCUUUGUAUCUACUGGUGAAUGUAAGGCCAAGGUAACAGCAGCUAGGCUGCCAUAUUUUGAUGGUGAUUACUGGCCUGGGGCUGCUGAAGAUCUAAUUAAUCAGCUUCGUCAAGAAGAAGAGGGCAGAAAGCUGAACAAAAAAGGAACAACCAAAAAGACCAUAACAAAAAGGGCUUUAAAAGCAUCUGGUCAGUCUGAUCUCUCUGCUAAUGCAUCAAGGGAUCUGCUACUGAUGCAUAAACUUGGUGAGACCAUUUGCCCAAUGAAGGAGGAUUUUAUCAUGGUUCACUUGCAACAUUGUUGCACUCAUUGUUGUAUUCUAAUGGUAUCUGGAACUCGUUGGGUCUGCAACCAGUGCAAAAACUUUCAGAUUUGUGAUACGUGCUAUGAAACAGAGCAGAAACGUGAAGAAAGAGAGAGACAUCCCAUCAAUCAGAGGGAAAAACAUGUACUAUAUCCAGUUGAAAUUACUGAUGUGCCUACUGAUACAAAGGAUCAAGAUGAAAUUCUUGAGAGUGAAUUCUUUGACACUAGGCAGGCAUUUUUGAGUCUUUGUCAAGGGAAUCAUUAUCAGUAUGAUACCCUAAGGCGAGCUAAACAUUCAUCGAUGAUGGUCCUCUACCAUCUUCACAAUCCAACUGCUCCUGCAUUUGUCACAACCUGUAACAUAUGUCAUCUGGACAUUGAAACUGGUCAAGGUUGGCGCUGUGAAGUUUGCCCUGAUUUUGAUGUGUGCAAUGCAUGUUACCAAAAGGAUGGGGGCAUUGAUCAUGCUCAUAAAUUAACAAAUCAUCCAUCCACUGCUGAACGUGAUGCACAGAAUAAAGAAGCUAGGCAACUGCGGGUUCUGCAGCUGAGGAAAAUGCUUGACCUUUUGGUGCAUGCAUCACAAUGUCGGUCUGCUCAUUGCCAAUACCCAAAUUGUCGGAAAGUGAAGGGGCUCUUCCGCCAUGGAAUACAAUGCAAAACACGUGCUUCUGGUGGCUGUGUACUUUGUAAGAAAAUGUGGUAUCUGCUGCAACUUCAUGCUCGAGCAUGCAAAGAAUCUGAAUGCCAUGUACCACGAUGCAGAGAUCUUAAGGAACAUUUGAGGAGGCUUCAACAGCAGUCUGAUUCGCGGCGUAGGGCUGCAGUGAUGGAGAUGAUGAGACAGAGAGCUGCAGAGGUUACUGGUAAUUCUGGUUAAAACCAAUUGUAAAUAUAGAUUUGGAUGUUUUGAUGAAAAUUGUUCCCUUCUAUGAAGAGAGGUGGAAAAUAGUUUUCGUGCUGCUCCACUGGUUUACUGCUUGGAACUAGGCAGUAUUGGGGGAAACAGGCGGAUCUAGUAAGGUCGGAAGGGGAUAGGCAUGCAAUACUACAAACAGAUUGAUUAGUCAUCGCUUGUUAGGGAACAAUUCUUUCAUUCAUAAACCCGUUACCGAAUUCCCUACAAAGAAAGCAAGUGAAGUUUUAAGAGAUCUGCCUGCAACAGUCGCUAACUAUGCCCCUCGAAGUUCAAGGACUGGUGUGUUAGUGGCCUGAUUUGGUGAUUCUUUAAUUUUUAUCUUGUAUUCUGUGGAAUGUCAUCCCUUGGUGGCGAGUUUACUAUAAUUGUUCUAAUCUGCCAAAAUUGCUUUCUUACAGAGGAUUGUGGGAGGGAUGUUAGUUUCAAAAUAUUUUGUUCUAGUCUUUUUACCCCUUUCUUCUUUUCGGGUCUCUUUUUUUUUUCCCUUCGAACAUUGAACCCCUUUUUGUAGAAUGGCUUCUUAUUUAAAGAUGGAAAAAUAAGUAGCAUUGGGGAACUUCAGCAAUUCAUUUUUAAUCAAUACUGUGAAAUUAUGUGUAUAUAAUUCAGUGAGGGUCUAUUUAUUUUUAACUCUUAUUGCUAUUGUUUUUACUUUCAAGGGAUUUUAUAGUGAUUUUUCUCCCAAUAUUAGCAAAAUUCGGUCUGAAUUUGUCCUUGUGCAAGUGAAUCGCUUAGAUAAUAUCUGAAUUUCGGUGUUCUUUGUAGUAUUUUUAGCAACAAGAUGAAACAUGUUUUGAAAAUUGAACUUUGUUUAGAGGGUAGGUAUAAUUGGGGAAUAAGCUGCCGCUUAGUCUUUGGAUAAAAA
Molecule: messenger RNA, 6457 nt
Organism: Durio zibethinus
Lineage: Eukaryota; Viridiplantae; Streptophyta; Magnoliopsida; Malvales; Malvaceae
Product: histone acetyltransferase HAC1-like
Biological process (GO): positive regulation of transcription by RNA polymerase II
Cellular component (GO): transcription regulator complex; histone acetyltransferase complex
Molecular function (GO): chromatin DNA binding; histone acetyltransferase activity; zinc ion binding
Source: RefSeq, a predicted model, not a curated record